Molecule: messenger RNA, 638 nt
Organism: Trichomonas vaginalis G3
Lineage: Eukaryota; Parabasalia; Trichomonadida; Trichomonadidae
Exons: 1
Source: RefSeq, a predicted model, not a curated record
AUGUUUCAGGUUGAAAAACAAAGAACAAAAGUAGCAGAUACAAAACCGUUAGACUAUAUCUUUACAAAUGCUGGUAGGAAUCUUUCAGAUGAAGAAAUUUCAUCCGGAGCUUACAGGUUUGACUAUCCAAUUCGUUGGCUUCAAAGUCCUUCAGAUGCAAAGGCAAUAGGAUUUAGAAGAGUUUUGUUUUCAAAAAGAACUAACGCAUUUAUGUUCGCAGUAUAUUUUCAUGGGCAGUAUGAAGGUUCUGAUGGUCUAAUAGACAAAUUUGACGAAAUGAGAAUCUUUACAGUUCGUUCAGACGAAAGUCUUGAAAAAACUCUAAAUGACUUUCAAACUCAAAUAAACAAAUACUACUGGGAAUUUCAAGAAAAAUACGACUCUUUACUAAACGGAACGUACUAUCUGAAGCUAGAAUAUGACAAGAUGAACUCCACAGUUUCAUUUCAAAGGAUUGAAAAUAACCCUCCAAGAAGUACACAGUUUUUAUUUUGGGAAGUAGACAAACGUUCUUGGGCACAAUUUCUUCGGUUACUAAACCAGAACGAACCAUUACCACCUGACGGUCCGUUUAAAUUUAUACGUCCACCAGCAAAUUUGACAGUUUAUAGAAACGUGUUCGACCCUCAAAAUGUUAU